AUGUGCUUCGACCUCGUCCUUUCAGAAGAUAUAAAUUUUGUUUUAGAACUGGACCGGGCCACCAUCCCCUUUCCCGUCCCCAACACACUCACCAUCCCCUUCCCCGUCCCCAACACACGCACACCCAACGUCCUCCGCCAGCCGCCUCCUCCGCAAAAGCUAGAUUGCCUGCAGCCCGGCGUCUUCUCCGCCUCCCGGAACGGUCGCGCCUCGCCGUACGCGCUCGCGCUCACCGCGCUGCUCGUCGCGUCCGCCUCCCUCCUCGCGCUCAUCGCCUUCGGCGUCUUCUCGCUCCCCGUCUCCGCCCCCACCAACCUCGCCACCACCGGCGACACCGAGACCACCGGAUCCGGCACCGCCGAUGCCGCCGACGGCUCCUCCUCCCGCCACGCCCGCGGUCGCCGCGACCUCAGCGAGGGGCUCGGCGAGCGGGGCGCGCAGUGGACGGAUGUGGUCUCCUUGGAGUCCAGGGCGUUCUUCUACCACAACUUCCUGCUGAAAUAUUAUUUAGGUCUACAAAGUCGAAUCCUUGAACUUAUACAUUACAGUGAGAACAAAGCUCCUGCUGCCAAGCUCUUGAAGGGCAAUCUGCGCACCUACAGGUACUGCGACAGCGUCUGGACCUUCAACCUUCAACCUGAGAGACAUGACGUUCAAGAUCAAGGACCUUUCACAGGUGGCGUCAGCAGACGGCGUUGACUCCGGUGACCAGCUGCUGCAAUAUAUGCCUGCGUUGGGCAUGGUCGGUGGUUGUUAUGCGAUACUAGCCAUGACCGUCUCGGUUGUUCCAUGUGACAAUAUUCUUGGUCUAUAUUCUUGUAUUGAGGAUUCUUGUAUAUUCUUGUGUAUAUUCAAACAAUUGAAAAUGCAUCUAGUGGGUACACCUAGUUUUUGUGUA
This is a messenger RNA of Lolium perenne, 898 nucleotides long. Lineage: Eukaryota; Viridiplantae; Streptophyta; Magnoliopsida; Poales; Poaceae. The record is from RefSeq and is a predicted model, not a curated record.